Messenger RNA from Striga asiatica, 354 nucleotides. NCBI's taxonomy places the organism in Eukaryota, Viridiplantae, Streptophyta, Magnoliopsida, Lamiales, Orobanchaceae. The record is from the annotation of a GenBank genome assembly.
AUGGAAUCAAGAUCCUCCUCCUUUCUUUCCAAAAGGGCGACUGGAAAUGGAAGGAUUGUCGAGAGCGGCGGCCCAGCUCUGGUUACCGCGUAUGACGUCGUUCAGCAGCGGCAGGAAAUUUUCAUCAUCAUCUUUGAGGCGGCGGGGUUGGGCUGCGGGAACCGGUUUGGACAGCGGAAAGAGGUUCCGAAUGCGAGGCUUCAUUCUCCACAAGAUAUUUUCAGAUGCUCAUUGGCAAGCGAGGUUUGGGCAAAGCACUUCCGGUAUACAUUUCCGGUGAGGGGGGUGAAUGAACACGAGGUCUUCUGGACAGAAACCAUUGACAUACAACCCAGAAAUCACAAGGAAGGAUAA